Molecule: messenger RNA, 750 nt
Organism: Seminavis robusta
Lineage: Eukaryota; Bacillariophyta; Bacillariophyceae; Naviculales; Naviculaceae
Source: the annotation of a GenBank genome assembly
AUGAGGUCUGAACCACCAGCAUACCAAACCGCACAAGCGCCUCCCAAGCAGCAUCAAGUAUCACGAGAUGAUGGAAGCAACCACCAACAUGAUGAGAGCAGCAAGUGCCAAAAGAAAGACCCUGCCGAUGAUCUGAUCUGUCCCAUCACCAGAGAGCUGCCGUGGGUUCCUGUCAAUGCUGCUGAUGGUCGAGCAUACGAAGAGGAGGCCAUCAAGAAGUACUUCAGCACACAACAUGCAAAGAGUGCUCCAAUCAGAUCACUAGUCACCAAUGAACCCAUGGGAGAAACCCUUAUACCUGCCCCUCACAUCAAAAGCUUGAUUGCGACUUUGAUAGAGAAUGAUGCAAUUCAAGGGGACGCGGCGCAAGCAUGGAACAAAAAAGCCAUGCUAGAAAAGGCCAAUGAAGGACUUGCCAUGCUGAAAGUGGCAGCAGGUUAUUGCAAUGGAGUGGAUGGCUUUGAAUGGGACCGACCCAAUGCCUACCAAUGGUACCAAAAGUCACAUGGUGCUGGCAGUGUCAAAGGAACAGCUCGUGUUGGGGAAUGCCUUGUGAAAGGCAUAGGUGUUCAGAUAUCAUUUACACUUGGCAUGAUGUACUUGGGCCAAACUGCAAAGGCAGGAUCUGAUCUUGCUGCAUAUUUGCUUGGACAUGCUUUCGCUGAGGGAAAAUAUGGCAUGCCUGUAAAUGAAGAGAAGCAAUUUUUUGGCUCCAGAAAUGCUUGGGGGCUUGUGCCUACUCACACAUGA